Messenger RNA from Chanos chanos (milkfish), 1245 nucleotides. It is a transcript of the gene got1l1, whose product is annotated as glutamic-oxaloacetic transaminase 1 like 1. Gene Ontology annotation, biological process: L-aspartate biosynthetic process. Gene Ontology annotation, molecular function: L-aspartate:2-oxoglutarate transaminase activity; pyridoxal phosphate binding. The transcript is spliced from 8 exons. Lineage: Eukaryota; Metazoa; Chordata; Actinopteri; Gonorynchiformes; Chanidae. Gene Ontology annotation, cellular component: cytosol. The record is from RefSeq and is a predicted model, not a curated record. Bases 1 to 1245 code for a protein of 414 amino acids.
AUGACGUCUACUCCCUCUGUUUUUUUGGACACCCCCAUCGCUGUCGGCACCUCCGAAACCAAAUUAUUUGCAGACUUCAGGAGAGACUCCCAUCACGACAAGGUUUACCUCGCGGGAAGAGAGUGUCUUGGCGAGGACGGUCAGACCGCCGUGUUCCCGCUCGUAUGGAAAAUCAAACAACAGAUUAUUACAGACCCCACCCUAAACUCAGAAUACCCACAAUCCUUGGGGCUCCCAGACUUUACCAGAAGGGCCGCUGAGCUGGCCCUGGGCAGGGAGAGCCGUGCUAUAGUGGAAAACCGGGUCUUGAGUGUCCAGACAGUGGGUUGUACGGGGGCUGUGCGUCUGGGUGCAGAGCUGCUGAGAAACUGGUGCAGCGUUAGCUCGUCCUGGAGCGGCCCAGUGCUCCUCCCCUCGCCGUGUGAUGACUCUUUAGCUGGGACCUUCAAAGCGGCAGGGCUUUGUGAUGUACGCCGCUACCGUUACUGGGACAAAGAAUGUCAGGGCGUGUGUUUGGACAAGAUGCUGGAGGACUUGGAGAAAGCUCCAGAAAAAAGUCUGGUGGUCCUGUCUGCCUCCGGGCACUACCCCACCGGCUCAGACCUCUCCCAGAGCGAGUGGAAGCUCGUGGCGGAGGUCUUGGAGAGACGCCAGUUCAUCCCAUUCUUUCUCUCAGCUGCUCUGGGUUUGUGCACUGCGGACUUGGAACAGGACGCAUGGUCAAUCAGGCACUGUGUAUCUCUGGGUUUGGAGCUGUUGUGCGCUCAGUCGUUCUCACAUAACUUUGGUCUCUAUGGUGAGAGAGUCGGACAUCUCCUCUGUGUUCUGAAACAGGACACUUAUCUUCUGGCUGUCCAAUCACAAGCUGAGAAACUUGUCCAAACACUUUGGUCCCGCCCACCUGCGCUGGGGGCCCGUGUGGUUGCCACGGUGCUCAGUAACCCAGCCCAUCUUGUCGAGUGGCAGGAGAGUGUCAAGAGUACAGCAGAGAGGAGCAUGCUUGUCAGAGAACGGCUGAGGGAGAAGCUGAGGAUUCUGGGAAGUCCUGGGGAUUGGGACCAUGUGACGAAGCCAGGAGGACUGUACUGCUGUCUCAGACUCAGUGCUCAGCAGGUCGACCUUCUGGCCAAGAGGAGGCAUGUUUAUUUCCUUCCCGACGGCUGUCUCAACGUGAGUGCCCUUAACAGCCGUAACCUUGACUACGUGGCUGAAUCCAUCCACAUGGCAUUGACCUCUCACCUCUGA